CUGAUUUCGAAAAAAUAAAUUUUUUUUGAAAAAAUCUUCCAUCAAAUUUUAUGUCCAACCGGGCUCUAAGUCUAUCACUUAUCAGUCUCAAAAUUUCAUUUUGGUAACUUAUAAGUAUAUCAAUAUCACAGUACCUUCUUCUUCUUCUUUAAACACAAUAGAGAGAAAAACCAAUGACUACAAAGUCAUUAAAUCCUUUUACAAUCUUGCCGGAGGGCUGCAUAUCAGAGAUCAUAUCAUUCACAACUCCGGCGGACGCUGCAAGAUCAUCGGCUAUCUCAAAAGGUUUCAAGUCUGCAGCUGAGUCUGAUGUCGUGUGGGAUAAAUUUCUGCCGUCCGAUCAUCAAGAUAUAGUUUCCACAUCAGUUUCUGUGGUUGUUACUGAUUGCAAAAAAGACCUUUACUUUAGACUCUCUCAUUCUCCUAUCCUUCUUCGUGAGGGCAGACUGGUAAUUUUUAGUUGCAUUUUAUUUGACCAGCUUGUCACGGGUUCGAACCGUUCAUUGAGUUUUUGGCUUGACAAAACAAGUGGGAAGAAAUGUUAUCUACUAUCUGCAAGGCGACUGGUAAUUUCCUUUUCAGACAUACAAUUAUUCUGGGAAUGGAUAUCUGACACUGAUUCAAGGUAUUUACUCUGCCUCGUUAAAAUAUAAAAUUGGUUACUCCAUGUGAUUUUCGAAUAUAUUUUAAAUGGACUUUACAAUUUACACUCUGACAUGCUCUGUUGAUAUUCUAGUAGAUGUUAGACUAUUUUGUUAUCCGAGGAAGGUAACAAGAAAUGUUUUACAACCGUAAUAAAGCAUAUCAAAAAUGUCUUUUGGGCCAGGACCGUUUGGUCCGGUUUUAGCGGGCCUGGUCCGGUCUUGUGAGCCGGUUCUAUGAUUUGGCCCGUCAGGUCCGGGACUGGCCCGGUCCUCUUAACGGGCCUAGCGGGCCCAACGGCUAAUUUUUUUUAAAUUUUUUUUUUUUUUAAAAAGAAAAGAAAACGUUGGACUAUAUAUACAUCUUAAGAUAAACUAAGUAUACUAGAUAUAUAUA
Messenger RNA from Nicotiana tabacum (common tobacco), 1038 nucleotides. NCBI's taxonomy places the organism in Eukaryota, Viridiplantae, Streptophyta, Magnoliopsida, Solanales, Solanaceae. The record is from RefSeq and is a predicted model, not a curated record.